Molecule: messenger RNA, 2328 nt
Organism: Mangifera indica (mango)
Lineage: Eukaryota; Viridiplantae; Streptophyta; Magnoliopsida; Sapindales; Anacardiaceae
Product: DEAD-box ATP-dependent RNA helicase 47, mitochondrial
Exons: 2
Coding region: 380-2050 (556 amino acids)
Molecular function (GO): RNA binding; RNA helicase activity; ATP binding
Source: RefSeq, a predicted model, not a curated record
UAACUACUUUUGCGUUCGGCUCGGGCUCAGGCCUUAUGUGAAAGACUGGGCCUGAGUUUUCAGACCCUGGCCAAGCCGUUAUAUAAGCCCGGGCUGGACAUGGUUUUUAAGCAUCCGUACAAUCUGACUGAACUCCCGACCAUCCCUAGUUAGUAUCCUCCGCUCCACGCUGCUUCCACCUGAGCCUCAACGACGUCGCACGUAUGCAAUCUGCCUUUGGGUUUAAAAGUGCCCACAGAAAUAUCCACCAACGCAGCACAGCAAGAGAACACAAGCAGCGACAUAAUUAGGUUGAAGAAAAGCAAUGCAUGUGUUUCAAUAGCUUUCAGCUGCUAUUAAUUUCCGUUCUACUGUAUAAGUGUCUGAAAAUCUACUAAGGAUGCUGGCACUAGUGUCAACGCGUUUGCUCCUCCUUGUUGGGGGCUCUUUACCCUUGCAAAAGUUGUCAGGUGUUUCUAGGAUGGCUUGGUCUCACAGGAGUGUACGUUUCAUGGGUAAGGUUAGUCAUGCUCAUGAACCUCUUACUGUUGCAAGCCUUGGAUUCAAGAGUGAAUUUGAAACAAGAGACAAAAGCAAAACUAACAAAAUUGAGAAACAAAGUUCUUUUGAUGUCCUUAAAGUGAAGGCAGCUAGAAGUGAUGGGAUCAAAGCUGUUGGACCAAAAAAACCGCUUGAGAUAGAGUCUGCUCCUUUUGCUGAAAAGUCAUUUUCUGAGCUUGGGCUACCACCUUUGUUGUUAGAGAGGUUAGAGAGGGAAGGCUUCAUGACUCCAACUGAUGUUCAGUCUACAGCAAUUCCUACAAUUCUUAAGAAUCAUGAUAUUGUGAUUCAGUCCUACACAGGUUCAGGGAAGACAUUGGCAUAUAUUCUUCCAAUUCUGUCUGAAGUAGGCCCAUUGAAAGGUAAAUCUUCCAAUGGUGAUGUUGAUGAUGCAAGGAAAUCAGAGAUUAAAGCAGUUAUUGUGGCUCCCUCUAGGGAACUGGGCAUGCAAAUUGUGAGAGAGAUAGAGAAACUGCUAGGACCUUCUGAUAAGAAAGUUGUUCAGCAACUUGUAGGGGGUGCAAACAGAACAAGGCAAGAAGAGGCUCUUAAGAAAAAUAAGCCGGCAAUAGUAGUUGGAACACCUGGCCGUAUUGCAGAGAUUAGUGCAGCUGGGAAACUUCGCACUCAUGGCUGUCGUUUCUUGGUUUUGGAUGAAGUUGAUGAGCUCCUUUCGUUUAAUUUUCGGGAGUCCAUGCACAGGAUAUUAGAACAUGUAGGGAAGAGAUCAAGUGCAAACACUCAGGGACUAAAAAGCCCACUUGAGAUUCGGCCUGAACGUCGCACUAUUAUGGUAUCUGCUACAGUGCCAUUUUCUGUGAUAAGGGCAGCUAAGGGCUGGGGACAUGACCCACUUCUUGUUCAAGCCAAAAAAGUUAUGCCACUGGAAUCCAUAGCUAUGUCUGCUCCUAUAAAUUUGUUGGGGCCUAAACCUGGUUUGAACUCUAACUCAAAUUUGCAGGCUCAGGCUGCCGAACUGAGCCUACCUCCUGCUCUGAAACACUACUAUUGUGUAACAAAGUUGCAACACAAGGUUGAUACAUUAAGAAGGUGUGUUCAUGCUCUUGAUGCUAAGUCUGUGAUAGCCUUCAUGAACCAUACUAAGCAGCUAAAAGAUGCAGUGUUCAAGCUAGCGGCUCGUGGGAUAAAUGCAGCUGAGCUGCAUGGGGAUCUUGGAAAGCUUGCUAGAUCAACAACUUUGAAAAAAUUUAAGAAUGGGGAGGUGAGAGUUCUGGUGACAAAUGAACUGUCAGCUAGAGGUUUGGAUGUAGCCGAGUGUGAUCUAGUGGUAAAUUUAGACCUGCCUACAGACCCGAUUCACUAUGCACAUCGAGCUGGUCGCACAGGUAGGCUGGGAAGGAGGGGUACUGUGGUAACCAUAUGUGAGGAGCCAGAAAUAUUUGUUGUGAAGAAACUGCAAAAGCAGCUUAAGGUUCCUAUUCCAGCUUGUGAGUUUACUGAGGGCAAACUUAUUGUAUCUGAAGAAGAAAAAACUGCAAAAGCAGCUUAGGUGAUACUUUUUUUUUCAUAGCAUGGCCAGGCAAGUUUCCUUAGUUUUAUUUGUCUCUCUCAAGAUAUUUUAGAGGUAUAUUCUAGGGGUUUAUCUACAAUUCUUCGUAAUUUGAAGUGUUCUAUGAAGUUCGAUGUACCAUUAUCUUGCAGAUUUCAAAUAUAUUAACACAAGAAAUGCACACUCUUUGUGGGUAGCUACUGAUAAUAUGACUUGUAUGUUUGUACGAGAUUUUGAAUUAGAAUUUCAAUAAAACUAUGCAUACAUAUUUUUGAAUA